UGACUUCGCUGUUGGCUCGAACAUUUUGUCAUGGUUUGAGUAUUUAAUUCACUGGGUGGCUAUUUCUAUUACAUGCCGACUCUUUGGGAUAAUUGCGAGUUAAUUGCGACAUAUACGACCAAUAAUAAUUUGAGCAUUUAACCAAAAGACAGCCUACUACUUUACAGCGCCAUAGAUGAUUGUGAUUGUUUUGGCUUAAUAAUGUAAACGGUACACCGGUCUGUGGAUAAACUGUGUAUCCCGCUCUCUGUGGAUCUACUUAAGAAAUGUUGUGUUUUCAAUGGAUAUAUGUUUUGAAAUUGUGUCAAAACCAAUUAAACUGAUUUUCUAGUGAAAUUACUACCGCACACAAUUAAAAUUGUCUGCUAUAAAGUACAAGUCGUAAUAUGAGAGAUUUUUGUUGAUUGAAAAAAGAAACGGAUAAUAACACAGAUUUAGCUUCAGGUUUUGUGUUCAAUUUCCGGGAAGGAUUAACACAAACUAUUGAAAUAAUUGCAAAGGUUCAAUAAAUGCCAGGUUGAAAAAUUGUAAAAACUGUUUUUCACCAUUUUUCACUAACGGAGUCACACUUUGCUAUAAAGUUGCUACUUACGAAACAAAAUAAAAAAAAUACAAAUUUUAAAGAACUUUUAAUGAAACGAACAAACGCGAUCAGUCGGAAAUUAUUGACUUAUAUAGAGUAAAUUAAAUAGUUUGUAGAUUUGUCUUUGGGAUACAAUUAUUAUUUUGUGGAGUUUGACAGGUAACAGUGUCAUUGUCUAUUAUAUUUUAACGCUAAAUACAUGUAUCAGACGAAAGACCAACAGCUGUUUCCAGUCAAAUCAGUUCGUACUAUCUGACAAGCCGUACGUCACACUUACUGUCAACCGUAGGUAAAGGCUUAAUCCACACUUUGGUCAAAUCGCCCAUCCCGACGAAAACGUAACUCCCACAAGUUUAUCUGAUCACGAAUUGGAACCGUUAUCUAUCUUUCUUCACUCAACGAGUCACUAAUACAACAAGCAAGCUGGAUUCCAUCAUCAGGAUAUUAUGUCCAAGGAAUUUAUAUUUUUAAUUUUAAAUCUGGUUGUUCAAUAUGUAACACUGGUAUCAACAACUCAUUUUAUCAAUGAAUGGGCUGUGGAGAUUAAAGGCGGACCUACUAUAGCUAAACGGGUUGCUUCUGAUCACGGAUAUGAAGUAAUUGACCAGAUUAGAGGAUUUGAUGAUAAUUAUUUACUACGUCAUAAAGAUGUUGCCUCCAGAUCAAAACGCAGUGCUGAUCAUCAUACCAAACGAUUAACAUCAGAUUCUAGGGUAGAAUGGGCAGAUCAACAAUUUUCUAAAAGCCGCGUCAAGAGAGGAUAUUUAGAAGAUAUAGACCUUGAAACGAGACAAGAUAAUUUUGCCCAUAAAAGAGAGGAUGAGAAUAAAGUUUACCGAGAAACAAGUUUUAGCGAUCCACUGUGGCCGUCACAGUGGUAUUUGCACGAUGAAAGGGAAAAUCUUGCAGAACCAAAGAAGGAUCUUCACGUUGUUCCCCUAUGGAACCGAGGUUUAUCUGGGAAGGGAGUUACAGUUUCUAUUUUAGAUGAUGGUUUGGAAUAUAAACACGAAGAUUUGAUUGAUAAUUAUGCACCUGAAGCUAGCUAUGAUUUCAACAAUAAGAAUCCUGAUCCAACUCCACGAUAUGAUCCUACCAACGAGAACAAGCAUGGGACUAGGUGUGCUGGGGAGGUUGCAAUGAAAGCUGAUAAUGAUAAAUGUGGUGUAGGUGUGGCCUUUAAUGCUAAGAUUGGGGGUAUUAAAAUCCUUGAUGGUACGGUUACUGAUACACUAGAAGGAGAAGCACUACAGUUUGCCCAUGAUAAAAUCGACAUCUACAGUGCUUCAUGGGGUCCUAAUGAUGAUGGUCAUACAGUGGAAGGUCCUGGUCGACUAGCAACACAGGCGUUCAAAAAUGGAGUCACAAAGGGGCGUAAUGGUAAAGGUGUUAUCUAUGUCUGGGCGUCUGGUAAUGGUGGUAGACUUUAUGAUAAUUGUGACUGUGAUGGAUAUACUGGUAGUAUUUAUACACUCUCUAUUAGUAGUGCUUCACAAACAUUUAAAAAACCCUGGUAUGGAGAACUCUGUGCCUCCACGAUGGGAACAACAUAUUCUAGUGGUUCAGCUGUUGAUAACCGAGUGAUCAGCACGGAUUUAAACAAUACGUGCACAUCUAGUCACACAGGAACAUCUGCCGCCGCACCUCUAGCAGCUGGUAUUAUAGCUCUUCUUCUCGAGGCAAACCCUGAUUUAACAUGGAGAGAUGUACAACAUUUGGUAACAUGGACGUCACAAAUAGAACCAUUACGUCAAAAUAAAGAUGACCACGGUUGGGUUAAGAAUGGAGCUGGAUUUUUAGUGAAUACAGCUUUCGGUUUUGGAAUCCUAGACGCAACGGGAUUAGUAGAUGCUGCAAAGGACUGGCAGAACGUUCCAGCUCAAUCUGCUUGUGAAGUCGUGGCUACAAAAGAUUCUAAUUUACCCCAAGCACUAAAGAGUAAUCAGAAAUUAGAGAUAGAAAUAGAUACUAGUGGUUGUAAAGGCCAAGCUAAUGAAGUUAAUUAUAUAGAACAUGUUCAACUUAAAUUAACUUUAGAUUAUACAAAACGAGGAGCUGUUAGUGUGUAUUUAAUAUCGCCUUCCGGUACUUCAACCAUGUUGUUAUCAGCGCGACCUUAUGAUAAAUCUACGCAGGGCUUCCAGAGCUGGCCACUCAUGUCGGUUCAUAACUGGGGUGAAAAUCCUUCUGGUAAAUGGAAAGUCGUUCUUGAAGAUACCACUAAUGAUAAGAAUACAGGCAUAGUGAAGGAUUUAAAACUUGUUAUUCAUGGUACUAUGGAACAACCACAUCAUAUGAAGAAUGGUCCUAGAACUUAUAUCCGGAAUUAUAACAAUGUACAAAACAAGGAAAAGCCUGAACAGUCACCUGAGUCUUUGAUUAAUGGAGAAACAUUAUUGAAAUUAAAUUAUCUCAAAGAUUCCGUGCGAGGCCUCAAAGCCUUGUUUCAGGGGAUGUAAAAGUGAUGGAUGUUUGCGUCGGCUCAGAACUUCCCAUAAUUGUCACGUUAAUACUAUCAAAACUAUAACUUAAAAUUCAAAAACCCUUCUUAACCGUAAGUUUUAGUAUUUGAGCUUAAUAGGGGAUAGAAGAGUCUUUUGAACAGUUCACAGAAAGACGUGUACUAGACCAAAGACUAAACACUAAUUUUGAGCUGACUGCAAAUGGACCAUUACAACAGUCACAUCUUUACACCAUUCUCUGAAGAAAUAAAGAUAUUGGCUGUAAAUAA
Patella vulgata (common limpet) is the source of this 3314-nucleotide messenger RNA. Its product is annotated as neuroendocrine convertase 1. The record is from RefSeq and is a predicted model, not a curated record. Bases 1030 to 3042 code for a protein of 670 amino acids. Gene Ontology annotation, cellular component: trans-Golgi network; Golgi membrane. Lineage: Eukaryota; Metazoa; Mollusca; Gastropoda; Patellidae. Gene Ontology annotation, molecular function: serine-type endopeptidase activity. The transcript has 14 exons. Gene Ontology annotation, biological process: protein processing.